AUGUAUCAUGGCUCGAGUAUUUACACAGCAGAUAACAAAAUAAUUUCUCGCGUGGUAAACUCCGCCCCCUUUCUUCGCUUCCAGGAAGCGCGCGCCUACCUGGUAAAGAUCCAUGCAGCGACUUUCAGUGAGAGAGGAGUGGGCACGCGCAGCGUCACGGAGCAGGAGGGCCGGGCAGGAUCACCGGGACCGAGCUGCUAUUCUCAUUUCAUCCCGCCUACAGGACAGAGAGCUGCGGCUUGGGUCGUACCGCCAGAGUUGCACCACUGGAAUCUGCGUUUAAGACGACUACUGAUGGCGACCAGUGAGGACGCUCCUCUAGAGUUUUCUAACACGUGUGAGGAUUCCUUUUACUUUCUAGAUACUGAAUGUGCGUCAUGUACUGCCCCGCUUGUAGAAGAUUCUUUCAGGAAAUCCAAUCAAAGUCCAAAAACCUACUGGAUUCAAAGCAUGGACCAGAAGUUCCUGGUUUUGAAGACGUCGGGGGAGUUUGAGUUUGAGAACAGAACUGUGGAUGAUCAGGAACAGUCUGAUUGCAAAUUUGGUCUCCAGAUUUAUCAAAACUCAAUAAGUGACCGUGGACAGCCGGUCAUGCUCUACGUCUGCAUCGAUGGCCAGAAAAUGAUGGUUUCCUGCAAAAACAACAAGGAAGUCUUUCCAGAGCCCAUGGAUCCUAAAAGUCUCGAGAAUAUUAAUGGAACAGGACACAAGGCCUUGUUCCAGUGGAAAAAAAUCUCGACCGACAAAUACAAGUUUGAGUCCACCAUGUACACGGGUCAUUUCCUGGCCUUUGAACCCUCAGACAUGCCCUGCUUGCACAAACUGAUUCUGCGUCAAGCAUCUAAGGACGAAGUGGAUGAGCCCACAGUGAUUGGUGUGAAACACUGCAGUCUGUAAUAAUUUCUCUUUGCAAAUUACAACAUACACCCACAGGCCACUUUAUUAGGAACACCUUGCUGGCAUCAGGUUACAACCCCCUGUUCCUUUUAGAACGUGCUCAGCUGGCAUCACACAGGGACUUUGUCGGCUAAACAUCCAUGAUGUGAAUCUCCUGUUCCAGCAGCUCUCAGUCAGCUCAUUGUUAGACUUUCUCUCCUUGUUUGGUGUUGGCGGGCUUAGCUGACUGGAGCGUUUACCCGGUGGCGUUUUCUGCGGAUGGUGCCCAUCUGCAGAGUUGCGUUUCUGAAAACCUGGGUUGUAAAGAGGGGCGAUCUGAGCAACCGUUGCCUCUCAUCACUGCCCUGUGAUUGGCUGAUUUGCUGUUUGUACCUAGUAAAGUGGCCAGAGUGUAUUUGUCUGUCCAAGUGACAAAACCACCUUUGGUGGUUCUGUCAAAAAAAAAAAAAAAAAAAAAAAAAAAAAUGGAGGAAGAACCAGUGGCCUUCCAUCCAUAAUACCUUUUUUUUUAAAGUUAGUUUGAAGUUACACCAGUGAAGGGAAGCCUGUUCUUUGCUCAUUGUGCUCAUUUUAUAUUUUUGUUUGCCAUGUUAAUGCAUUUUACCCUUGUGUUUUAUAUUGAUUUAAUUAAUUUGCUCAAUAAAAACCAGACUAAAA
Fundulus heteroclitus (mummichog) is the source of this 1554-nucleotide messenger RNA. RefSeq names its product interleukin-18. The record is from RefSeq and is a predicted model, not a curated record. Gene Ontology annotation, biological process: inflammatory response; immune response. The transcript is spliced from 7 exons. Gene Ontology annotation, molecular function: cytokine activity. Bases 1 to 897 code for a protein of 298 amino acids. NCBI's taxonomy places the organism in Eukaryota, Metazoa, Chordata, Actinopteri, Cyprinodontiformes, Fundulidae.